GCUGCUCUUUGCGUGUUCCAGGGCAGCGGCGUCCGGCUGCAGCUGGGCCCGGUGCGGCGCGGCGGGGUCGCGGCGGCCGCCCAAGCUCUGCACGGCUCCGUGGCAGCGGGGUGCCGCUCCACUGCGGCGGGUGUUGGAGGGCUCGCGAAGCGCCCGGCCUUAGUCACGGAGCGGCAGCAGCCCUCGGAGGGGAAGCUGACGCCUGGGCAGCAUGAAGUUCCAGUACAAAGAAGACCAUCCUUUCGAGUACAGGAAGAAAGAAGGGGAGAAAAUCAGAAAGAAAUAUCCCGACAGAGUCCCUGUAAUUGUGGAAAAAGCGCCAAAAGCCAGAGUACCUGACCUAGACAAAAGGAAGUAUCUUGUGCCUUCUGAUCUUACAGUUGGCCAAUUCUACUUCUUAAUCCGAAAGCGAAUCCACCUGAGGCCGGAAGAUGCCCUGUUCUUCUUUGUCAAUAAUACCAUCCCUCCCACCAGUGCUACCAUGGGACAGCUGUAUGAGGAUAACCAUGAGGAGGACUAUUUUCUCUAUGUGGCCUACAGUGAUGAGAGUGUCUAUGGCAAGUGAGCACCAGCCACCAGUCAUGCAGAUGAGAUGGACAGAUGGAACUGAUUUGGGGGGGCUUGGGAGUAUGCUGAAGAAGAGGAAGGAGAAUGCUUGAGAAGAGGGGAAGAGAACUGGAAGUGAGUCACAUGCACAAUGCCAUCACCUUCAUGCAUUAAUUAUAAUCAUCAUUUUUGUAUUGAGGGGAGGGAGGGUAAGAAGAAAUGGUGUGAAAGGGUGAACUCAUAGGCUAACAAGGGAUUCUGUGUUGAGGGAUAGGGAGACUCCAUUUUCUCUAGUUCUUCUCUUGCCACAGCUGGAAUUUGUUAGCCCGUACUGGAGGCUGCUAGACAAGCCAGUGUUAUGGACCUCUGGCAAAGUGACUGGGUAGGAAAGAAAUGGCUGUUCGUGUGUAAAUCUUUCAUUGGAUGAGGGAGGCAUGUCUGGAACAUGCAUUGUACACUGACCUAGUCACACCUUGCCUAUGGCUUGGGUUGCAGUCUUAUGAGCAUUCAGUGAGCAGUGCAAUACUUUUGUUCUGCUUGUACAAGGCUUUCCUGUGCUGACUAUCCUCAUUCCAACUGCUGCCUCUGAAGUGUUGCAAGACUACUGUAUUUCCUGUCACAUCACUAGUAAAAGGGCUAACCCUGAGCGCUGGGAACUCCUCAGUUGUGACAUGUAAAGGUUGGGGGCGGGGAGGAUGUUUUCUUUGUUACUUUAAUUGCAAGUUCUGGACAAAAGUUUGAGGCUGACCCUUUCGUUCUUCUCAGUGAGGCCAACUGAUAAGACUCAUAGGGCUAGAAAGGACAUCAAGAGAACUUCUAGCCCAAUGAGACACUGAGACAGGACUGAAUAUACCAAAAAUUUCUAUGGCUGUUCAUCUAACUUAUUCUUAGUGAGCUUCACUAAAAUCGAUCCUAUAGGCUGCUGUGAUAGCCUGUUCCAUUUUCUAGCUAGACUCCAAGCGAGAAAGCUUUUUGUGAUACCUUAACUUCAGUCUCCCUUGCUGUGUAUUAAGGUGUCUAACUACUAAUGAUAUUGGUACUGGUGAACAUGGAGAAUAAUCUAUUUGUGCUGUCUUUGUAACUCUUCUGCAAGUUUGAAGAUGGCAGAAAUUCUGUUGGUUAAACCUCCCCUUCCGUGUCUCGCUUCCAUACAGAUCUUGUACCGUAUUCAUAAGCAGAGGAAAUCGGUCCCUCACAAAUGCAUUUUCCCAGCUUUCUGUGGUUGGAUACUCUUUGCUUCCAGAGAAGUGCUUUCAGGCAUGAGGGGGAUGGGGACUAAUCCCAUGAAUCCCCAUGGGACUAAGUCAUUUUCGGCACAAGGGGGAUGAGGAUGGGAUGGAUAUCUCUUCAGGACAGAUUCUCUGUAGAUUGCUUCCUCUCCCCAUCCUCCCCAUCCCUUUUAAGCCAGUACUGUUCUUAGAAGGGUACUAGAUAGAUUCUGUCCUGUGCAAGCCUUACGCUGUCAUGCUGAAGCAAUUUCUUCCUGGUGGCACAAACAGCAGAUUUUCACAUAACUGCCAUUACUCUAAUGAAGGAGUAGGGCUUUGGGGAGUGAGUUGACUUCUGGGAAAAUUCUAGGUUAAGGUUUUUAUCCAAAAAUUAGAGAACUGAAUUGAAUUACUGUAAGCAUUGCUACAUACAGGAGAGGGACCAAGAAGGAGGAAAAGACAAGAAGAAUGAAGAAGACAGGCAGAUCCCAAUGUAAGCUGAAGGUGUUUACUGUAUUUACAUGAAGAAAUUAGAUCCCAGUUCCUCGGGAAUGAAAAUCAAGAUAAGUGCUCCUCUGAUUGUGAGAGAUAGAAAAUCAGAUUUCAGCCUUUUGUGACUGCUGUUCCACUAAAGAGUAUAAGGCAAGUUGAGCAUUCUGAGAAUGUGGAACAAGAGUCAUUGGCAGAAGUGUGUGAAGGUCAAGGAGGCUGUGGAGCAGGAAGAUCAUUGCCUGUGUGGUAUGGAAAGUAGUAGACUGGAAUGAGAGAGAAGGGAAGGUGUGCAAAGAGUGUAGGUAGGAUAAUCAUAAUGAACAGACAGAAAAUGGGGGAAGAAAAGAAGAAAUGUGUGGCUUAGUAUCCCCAGCUUUUCAUUCUGAACUUCAGUUUUACUGCUCAAUCAUGUGCUCAUCUAGAGUAAACAUGUUGAGAUGAAUUAUACCUACUGCCUAAUUUAAAUCAAUUCUGCCUACAGUGUACAGUACUCUUUUUUUUUUACCCACUCUCCUCUGACUAUUAAGCUGUUUUCAGAUCCUUUACAUGCAAAUCCACAUCAGUCUCUUGUUUUAGGAAGUUCUGAAGUUUUUGAAACAGAAAAUAGAUCCAGAAGACUUUUUAGGGUAAAAGACAAGAGGGGGCAGGAAAGGAUGGCAUGCAUCUUUACCACUGUCCCACUUGCUCACACAUAUGCUAUUAAGCACAUGGAUAUGUGUUGUCUCAAACUAACUAAUGCUUGGGCACUCAGGGGAGAGAGAGUUGUAAGGUGAAAUGCUUGACUUCAUGUUCAAACCUUGCCUUCCCUCCCACUGCUGUGUGUGUAAGUGAUAUCUGGGACUAACCUCAGCUAUUUGUUGUAUGUAGGGUUUCCUAAUUUAAUUUAAUUAUUUUACAUUUCUUUUAACUGGGUUGUGGCAUUUGCUUCUGUUUUUCUGCUAGUCCAAUAUUGUACAAGGUAAUUGUGGUAGUUUUUUUCUGUUGGUUAGCUUCAUGUAAAAUAAAGUUGAUAUUACUUAAGCUAAAUCAACCAAUCAAUAAAGACACAUUUUGAAAUCAGAGGCUUGACCCAAAAUGAGUGACUGUAAUGUUUCUGUCCCACAUACACAGUUGUAAAUAAAAGGUAUGUGCAAGAGGGGCAGCAUUUACAGAAUUUCUCAUUGCUACUUUUUACUGGAGCUCUGGAUUUCUUUUGUCCUGUGUAUCAUGUGUCACAUCUCUUUUUAUGGUUGUAUAGUCACUUGUAUACACCUCCCAUGUCUUGCCAUGCCAUUGAUUUGAGCCUUAAUUGUACCUGAGUGAUAUGAGAAGGUCUCGAAGAUGGUAGUGGGCAAACUGAGGUAUUUUCUGCAAUUUUAAGGCCCUGAACAGUCCUUACACCAAGGCUGAUGGGCAGGAGUUUUGGCGGAGGCCCUAGGGAAGGCUGGGCAGAGCCACUAAGACUCCUACCUAAAGAACAUGCUUUGCAGCUUCCUAAAGAAUGAGAGAUGUGAAAGUCUGAGAUGCAUUUAAACAAGCAUAGCCCUCUCUCCAGUAGGCUUGCAGGAGUAGCCAGCAUGGAUUCACCAAGGGGAAAUCCUGCUUAACCAAUCUGAUAGCCUUCUAUGAUGGAAUGACUGUCUGGGUAGAUGAGGGGAGAGCAGUGGACGCUGUGUACCUUGACUUCAGCAAGGCUUUUGACACUGGAUCCCAGAACAUCCUAGAUAAGCUCAGGAAGUGUGGGUUAGAUGAGUGGGCUGUGAGAUGGAUUGAGAACUGGCUGAAAGGCAGAGCUCAGAGGGUUGUCAUCAGUGGUGUGGAGUCUGGUUGGAGGCCUAUGACCAGUGUAGUUCCCCAGGGCUCCGUACUGGGUCCCAUCCUGUUCAACUUGUUCAUCAAUGACAUGGACAGAGUGCCUCCUCAGCAAAUUUGCUGAUGAUACUAAGCUGGGAGGAGUGGCUGAUGCACCAGAGGGCUGUGCUGCCAUUCAGAGAGACCUGGACAGGCUGGAGAGUUGGGUGGAGAGGAACCUCCUGAGGUUCAACAAGGACAAGUGCAGAAUCCUGCACCUAGGGAAAAAUAGUCCUAUGCGGCAGUAUAGGCUGGAGGCUGACCUUCUGGAAAGCAGCUCUGCAGAGAAGGACCUAGGAGUGCUGGUGGGUGACAAGUUGACCAUGAGCCAGCAAUGUGCCCUUGUGGACAGGAAGGCCAGUGGUAUCUUUGGGUGCAUUAGGCAGAGUGUUGCCAGCAGGUCGCGGGAGGUGAUGCUGCCCCUCUACUCAGCCCUGGGGAGGCCUCAUCUUGAGUACUGUGUCCAGUUCUGGGCUCCCCAGUCCAAGAGAGCCAUGGAGCUAUUGGAGACAGUCCAGCAUAGGGCUAUGAAGAUGAUCAGAGGGCUGGAGCAUCUGCCCUAUGAGGAACGGCUGCAAGAGUUGAGCCUGUUUAGCCUGGGGAAGAGAAGACUGAGGGGGGAUCUUAUCGAUGUGUAUAAGUAAGUACCUGAAGGGAGGGUGUCAAGGUGAUGGGGCUAGACUCUUUUCAGUUAUCUCAUGUGACAGGACAAGAGGCAAUGGGCAUAAAUUGAAUCACAGGAAGUUCUGCCUGAAUGUGGGGAGGAAUUUCUUCACUGUGAGAGUGAGAGAGCACUGCACCAGGUUGCCCAGAGAGGUAGUGGAAUCUCCUUCUCUGGAGAUCUUCAAGGCCUGCCUGGAUGCAAUGCUAUCUAACAUGGUCUAGGUGACCCUGCUUGAGCAGGGGGUUGGACUAGAUGAUCUCCAGAGGUCCCUUCCAACCUUACUGAUUCUAUUCUAUGACACUUCAUUUGGAAACUUGCAUGAGUCUCAAAGUACAACUUGUGCUUGGAAACACACGUGUUACACGAAUUAGUUACUCUUUUCCUGAAAAAAGAUGGAUCUUUCAGCAUCUUUGUAAAGUAAGGGUUUGAUUCUCCCUGAUCUUGCACUCUGGCCAGUCACUGUCCUGUCAUUUCAAUGUUAUACUGUUCUUUGGGAAUUAAAAAACUGUUAACAAAUGGUGUUCAUAAUGAUAUGUUAUAGCAGCAGCAGAACAUUAAGAUCCUAUUUUCAAAUGAGCAUUGCUAGAAAUGCAUAUGAUUGAAUGUAUUGGACCAUUGACUGAAGGAAGAAACUGAUCUGAUCCAUCUCCUUUUUACUUUCACACAGCUUAGAGCCUUCUUUGUCAGAGCCAGCACUCUAUUUUGUUGUUUUACAAGAAAUCCCCUCUGCAUUUUUGAACAAUCUCCUGCAGUGUUCACAUACCCCUCAGAAACCUGGAGAGCUUCCAAAAAGAAGCAGUCCCUCUUACCAGUAGGAAGAUGUUCUCCUGGCUCAUGCAGACAUGCUCCUGGCUCAUCUUUUAGCCAGUUCAUAUAACAAUUUUGGUCAGUAUUCCUCAUCCCCUUUGCUAGCCUGCUACGUGGCUCCUUUAAAAUAGUCUUCCAUGUAACAGCAUUCCUUCAGUCAUUGAAUGUAAAUCUCUGGUGUUUUCAGAGAACAUAACUUUUUGUUUUAUGUUAGGGCAAAAACAUCCCCAUUCAGUAAUCCCAGCACACACAUACCACUGCCCCCACCAACACCACCACAUGGCAUGUCACACAACUGCCAUCAAAUCUGUGGUCUUUUUACUUCCUGCUGGAAAUCUGGCUUUGCUCUCUUGGGUAUGAUCUCUCUCACCACUUCUCUGCGCUAUGCAUACUGUUCAUGAAGGACUGUCAAAGAGAGCUAUCUAGAAGUACAGAAUUUGUAGGUGGGUGGCAGCUGAAAGGAGAACUUGAGACUGUCUCCUAACUUUGGGGAGAUCAGGAGUUGAUGGUGUACGUUCUUGUUCAGACAUAAUCUCCCCUCCUUGAACUAAACCCUUUUUCUUUUCCAGCACCCUCUUAUUCCUCUAGUAGCACCUACCCUUUCUCCCUUAAGGGUGCAGAAAGAUUAGUAGGAAUAGAGUACUUUUUUUAGCUUUGAUGUCAUUGCCUGCCCAGCCUUCCUCUCUCAUGGGAGGUGACAGAAAGCUGUGAUUUUCUCUAAUCCAGCAGCAUCACCUACCUUCAUUACCUGGGAUUAGAAGAGACUUUGUUGGCAAACAUACAGUGAGCAGGGUUGUGGGAAAUGGGGGAAAAGAAAAGAAGAUGCAAGUUCUUCACAUCAUAUAGGCAGUCAUUGUGUAUCACUCCCACAACAAAUACAAACCCAUAAACACAUCUCCUUGACCCCACAUAUGCUAUAUCCUGUACCUCAUGCUGGAAACACCACACCAUGCUCUCCACAGACAUGCUUGUGCACACAUAUGCACAUCUUUUGCCAUGCCUUACACCACAUGACACACAUGCAUCUUCACCAACUGCACUGGCACCAUUAUGAACAUUACCAUGCAAACACACACCAUGUGUCUUCAGACAUAUCCCAUACCAUAAUGAAUAUGCAUGCAUUCCCAUGACACAUUGUCAAAAAACACGUACUUCCUAUACCAAGCUCUACAUCACAGCAAAUAUGUAACACAUGCUAUUUGGACAGUGUUCACCUGUUAGCACAGGUAAGCAGAAAGGAUCUAAUACAGAGAGUGAUAUACACUCCACACAGUAUAGUUCAACUCCUCACACAAACAGCACAUGUGAAAAACGUUAUCAAAAGGAAAGGAAAAAGAAAAUGAGUGCACACAGAAUGUAACACAUGCAUGCCUGGGCCACAGCCACUUCAGGAAAGUGUAACAUAUACAGGGAUUCAGAGAAGUAUAGCAAAGUGCACUACACACCUGUGUGCACAGGCUUCCAUCCAGCCCUUAGGAAGGCAGACAAACAUGCAUUGUACACAAACAGGUAUUCAGCCAACUGAGGCCAACAACCACAUGGCAGAAGAGACCACUAGUAAGUAGAAAUCAGUAGGGAAACACAGGAAGGUAAAAAAACACACAGUGUAAUGCACAGCUGCAGGCUGCCAGUCACUGGAGGAAAGUGUGCAGGAGAAAAGGAGGAGUGUGAAAAGAACCUAGAAAGCUCGGAAAAUGUACCUAAACUCCAAAGCCACCAUACACCCACAUCUUACCUAUGGAGUGCAAGGAAUGCCAAGGAAACACUAAUUCACAGGAAACCUUGUAGGAAUGGAAACCGCUAACUACAGCCACAUUUCAGAGGUAAAGAAACAGUGGUUCCUCUUUCCUCCUUCCUUUGCAACUGAAGGUAAAAAUCAGAGGGCUACAAAAACAGAAUGCUUCUGAUUGGGACUGAGGUGAACUGGGAGAAUAGGAGAGAGGCAGAGAUGGAGUAUUGGCAAUUUGUGGAGUGCAGAUGGAGGUUAUAUCCUGGCAGAGCAAGGUAUGUGAGGAGAGUGAGAACAGACCAGCAGAAGGGCUGCAGGGCAGGAGUGAAAAGGUACAGACAGCUCAAACUAACACCAAAAAGUAUUGCAGCAGAAGCUUCUAGAUGAGAUAUAUAGUGGCUCCAAAAAGUUCCUCCACAUGCAGAUUGCUGUGACUACUAGUGAAAUUGCAACUGCACAUAGACCUCAUUCACAAAGCUGAGUAUUUUGAUGAAGCAGUGGUUAUUUACCUACACCUCUCUCUCUAAUUAGUCGUUUUGUGCAUAGUCGUUACUAUAGCCAUCUGAGCUCCUUAUAGCUUUUGUGUUAACCGAGUGCUAUCAUUCUGUUUGACAAUGUGGGGAGAGAGACUUUCCUGACAUUCCACAGGAAGUCCAUGGCCGCAUGAAAAACUGAAUUCUUAUCAGAGAGACAGUCCCUUUCUUCCACAAACAGGUAAUCUCAGACCAGGAGCAAAGUGAUCGUAUCAUCAAAAGAGUGGUAUUCUCAUGCAGAUAAGAAAGGUGAUAGAGCUGAAGAUUUAGGAGAUGAACCUUUAGAAGACAAUGAGCAAAAAUAAGGCUUUUAGGAUGAGGGCAGCAGUGUAUAUGAACCAACAAAGGCAGAAUUCAAGUUGUAGUACAAUAUUUCAGAAUGUAUAUAAAAAAGAUGGGGAAAACGCUAACACAGACCAGAAUCUGAAAUAAAUAUUCUUCAGUUUUGCUGUGAUUGUUCGGAGAGGUAAGAUUGGAACAUUUCAUUCACAAAUAAUUUGGUCCAGGGGCGUACAACAGAAAAUUAGCAGUGAGGGGUCUGAUCAUAUUUACAUUUUACUACUUUUCACUUAUUUAACAAGUUCAAUAUGACAGUCUCAGUCAUUUCACAAUUUCUGAUCUAUUUGGCCUCACAGCAGCCUAGUAGGGUAGCUAUUAUUGUCACCAACUUUCAGCUGGGGAAAUGUGCAGAGAUGUGAACUGGCUUACCCCAAGACCGCACAACAAAUAGGAAAAAAAGUCUUGUCCCCUUGAUCUCCAACACCUCUAGAAAUAGAAUUAUAUUAAUUAGAUGCUGAAACUUGAAAUCUGGCUUCUGUAUAUUCAUAUUCUCUUUCAUUAAUGAAACAAAUGUUUCAUCAUUUUUGUGAAUGCAGCAUUGUAAUGUUUUGAUGUUCUGCCAUUUGUAGAAUGGAAAAGCUGUGAUUUCUUUGCCAGAAUCAGCAACAAUAAGGUAGCUCCUACUCUGACAUACUGCCAAUAAAACAUUGUCUUUGACCUGA
This is a messenger RNA of Rhea pennata, 8810 nucleotides long. RefSeq names its product GABA type A receptor associated protein like 1 (gene GABARAPL1). Gene Ontology annotation, biological process: cellular response to nitrogen starvation; autophagosome assembly; autophagy of mitochondrion. The record is from RefSeq and is a predicted model, not a curated record. NCBI's taxonomy places the organism in Eukaryota, Metazoa, Chordata, Aves, Rheiformes, Rheidae. The transcript has 4 exons. Gene Ontology annotation, molecular function: ubiquitin protein ligase binding; GABA receptor binding. Bases 212 to 565 code for a protein of 117 amino acids. Gene Ontology annotation, cellular component: autophagosome; cytosol; autophagosome membrane.